AUAGUGUUUAUAACUUUUCAUGAGUUAAGACGCACAUUUUCUUCAAGAUGAAACUUUUCGUUUUUAUUAUAUUUUCUGUUUUGUGUUUGAUCAACGCUCAAGAAGCCGAAAGUGAAAAUUCCUCUACCAUUGUUAGUAGAUGUAGGCAACGUGAUUGUCCUCCAAAUAAGCCUUUUUUCAACUCGCAAACUUGCAAAUGUGAAUGCAGACCGGAAUUAUUUAGAUGUGCUCCAGGAUACAUUUUCAACGAAAAAAAAUGUCAAUGUGAAAGAAAGUGCAAACGAAUUGUACGAUGUGUACCAGGCAGAUUUUUCAACCCUGAAACAUGUCGUUGUGAAUGUAACCUGGCACUCAUAAGUUGCUUUGAAAACUCCAAAGUUAAUCCCAAAACAUGUGAAUGCGAACCUCUCUGUCCUUUGAUAAAAUGUGCAGAAGGGUUUGUCGUAAACCAAAACACCUGUAAGUGCGAAUGUGAUCCAUCAUUAAUAUUAUGUGGAAGACCAACUGUUCUCAAUUUGAAGACGUGUAAAUGUGAACUAGAUACCUGCAUACAACAACUCUGUCCUCACAACUUUAUUUGGAAUUCAAAAACAUGUCAAUGCGAAUGUCCUCCUAGAAACUGUGGAAUUAAUCCACUAUUCAUUUGGAACAAAGACACUUGUCAAUGUGAAUGUGAUGCAUCACGAAUUCUCUGUGCUGCUGAUUCUUAUCUUGAUCCCGAAUCAUGUUCAUGUGUAAAACUUACACCACCUUGUCCUCCUCAGAAUUGUGGAAUCAAUCCUGAUUACCAAUGGAAUCCUGAUUCAUGUCAAUGUGAGUGUGCAAAGAAAUGUGAAGCUCCAUCUGUUCUCGUCAGCGAAAUUUGUCAAUGUCUCGCUCCUCAAAUCCCUGAUGAUGGUUAA
This is a messenger RNA of Clunio marinus, 902 nucleotides long. The record is from the annotation of a GenBank genome assembly. Lineage: Eukaryota; Metazoa; Arthropoda; Insecta; Diptera; Chironomidae.